Coregonus clupeaformis (lake whitefish) is the source of this 4679-nucleotide messenger RNA. Its product is annotated as tetratricopeptide repeat protein 39C-like. The record is from RefSeq and is a predicted model, not a curated record. The transcript is spliced from 15 exons. Lineage: Eukaryota; Metazoa; Chordata; Actinopteri; Salmoniformes; Salmonidae. Gene Ontology annotation, biological process: otolith morphogenesis; cilium assembly. The coding region runs from base 524 to 2257 and encodes 577 amino acids. Gene Ontology annotation, molecular function: protein binding.
CUGUGAGGUGAAAGGUUGUUGCUGUCGUCAAAUCUGCUCAAAGGACUGGACUCUUGAGGCAGAGCAGGACAUAUUUGGAAAGGGUACUGAUGAGAGGAAAUAGGCAGCAGGCACAGGCAGGGCUAGCAGACGGUGCAAUGGCAGGAUGCUGAUUUACCACAGCAGGCUUCAUCUUUGGAACCUCCCAGAACCUGUAUAUACCUAGGCCAAAGCUAUAGCCAACGUUAUGACGACAACCAUUUUUUCGACUGACGACGAUCAUUGCGUGCGGCAGACAAGAUAGCAAAACGUCUGAAUGAAUGUACACGUAGUUUAAUCAUAGAAAUAGCAUGUAAAUAGCGCCUUUGGUGCAUUUGGACGAACCUUGAAGUUGGAUGCGCGCCGAUGAUUCAUUUACCGGUGGUCGAUUUGCGGUGUAACAGCUUCAGAAUUUUCGCCGAAAAGACGCGUCUCUCACCUCAUUUGCAAGGAUAUGUCGGCUCAGUCCCAUCAUCAAUAACCAAGCAGACGAUAGGCAUAAACAAUGGCGGGUCCAGAGCAGUCCAAGCAGCAGCAGGUAGAGGAUAAAGCUGAGCACAUAGAUGAUGCUGAGCUCGCUCUUCAGGGUAUCAACAUGCUUCUCAACAACGGAUUCAAGGAGAGCGACGAGCUUUUCAGAAAAUACAGGACUCACAGUCCGCUGAUGAGCUUUGGGGCCAGUUUUGUCAGCUUCCUGAAUGCCAUGAUGACCUUUGAGGAGGAGAAGAUGCAGACGGCGUGUGACGACCUGAGGACCACGGAGAAGCUGUGUGAGAGUGACAACGUUGGAGUCAUAGAGACAAUCAGGAACAAGAUCAAGAAGAGUUUGGAGUCCCAGAGGUCAGGGGUCGUGGUUGUGGACCGUCUGCAGCGACAGAUCAUUGUGGCCGACUGCCAGGUCUACCUCGCUGUGCUCUCCUUCGUCAAGCAGGAGCUCUCAUCGUACAUCAAAGGAGGCUGGAUCCUCCGUAAGGCCUGGAAGAUGUACAAUAAGUGCCACAGUGACAUCAGUCAGCUGCAGGAGACCUGUGUGAGGCGCUGUUCCUCCCAGGAGGAGGACCUGUCCUCAGACCAGGCCAACCACAACACCCCAGUGGAGGGUGCUGUGACUGCAGAGGCCCUGGACCGACUCAAGGGCUCCGUCAGCUUCGGCUACGGCCUUUUCCAUCUCUGUAUCUCCAUGGUACCACCACACCUGCUCAAGAUCAUCAACCUGCUGGGUUUCCCUGGCGAUCGUCUCCAGGGUCUGUCCUCCCUCAUCUAUGCCAGUGAGAGUAAGGACAUGAAGGCCCCGCUAGCUACAUUGGCCCUCCUGUGGUACCACACGGUAGUGCUGCCUUUCUUUGCUCUGGAUGGUUCUGCCACUCAGGCAGGCCUGGAGGAAGCCAAGGCCAUUCUGCAGAGGAAGGCUGUGGUCUACCCCAAUUCCUCCCUCUUCAUGUUCUUUAAAGGACGGGUUCAGAGGUUAGAGUGCCAAAUUAACAGUGCUCUGGUGUCCUUCCAUGAUGCACUAGAGCUCGCAUCAGACCAAAGAGAGAUUCAGCACGUGUGUCUCUAUGAAAUCGGCUGGUGCAGUAUGAUCGAGAUGAACUUUGAGGAUGCGUUCAGGUCGUUUGAGAGGCUGAAGAAUGAGUCCCGGUGGUCACAGUGUUACUAUGCCUACCUGACUGGAGUAUGUCAGGGAGCUGCAGGGGACUUGGAUGGUGCCAAGGAUGUCUUCAAAGAUGUCCAGAAACUGUUCAAGAGGAAGAACAAUCAGAUUGAGCAGUUUGCCCUCAAGCGGGCAGAGAGACUGAGGAAGAUGUCUCCCACCAGAGAGCUGUGCAUUCUGGGAGUCAUAGAGGUGCUUUACCUGUGGAAGGCUCUGCCCAACUGCUCCUCCUCCAAACUGCAGCUCAUGAAUCAGUUGUUACAGAGUGUGGAUGACGGAUCGUGCAGAGGUCUGAAAAACCUCCUUCUCGGUUCCAUCCACAAAUGUCAUGGAAAUAAUAAAGAUGCUAUCCAGUCGUUCCAGCUGGCUGCCAGAGAUGUGUUUGGUCGACAAACCAACUCUUAUGUGCAGCCAUACUCCUGCUAUGAGCUUGGAUGUGUCCUGCUCGCCCAGCCAGAGACGGUGGGAAAAGGGAGAGCAUUUCUGCUUCAGGCAAAGGAGGAUUAUGCAGGCUAUGACUUUGAGAACAGACUUCACGUGCGCAUCCACUCAGCCAUGGCCUCGCUGAAGGAAGUGGUACCUCAAUGACCCUGCCCACCACUGAAGGAAUAAUGAUGAUGCAACGACUCAGUCUCCAGCUGUGCACUUGACGAUACGGGAAGCAUGGCUUUUAUUAUACGGGGAAAGCCAUUCAAAACAACAGUAUGACACUCAUCAGACAAAAUCAUUUUUUCCCCCUUUUCUGAUCGAUGUUUUACACAUCCAAAUACAAUAAACCAACAAUUUCAUAGUCAAUACCAUUUUUUUCUUAAUGUACUGGAGGGUUUUAGCCCUGCAAACCUUCCUUCCAUUCUGUGGACCAUACAUAACGUUACAUAGGAUACAAGUAACUUCUUGAAGAGGCACACCUUAUUCUCAUUUCAGGUUUUCUUGACCACAGGUAGUAACAGUACAGUUAACAAUAAGUAACCUUGUAUUUUAUGUUCUUGUCAUAUUCUUGGGAAGACAUGUACAAGAGACGUUUGAGUAUAACCUAUAAUCAAGUGGUCAAAUGGUUAUUUGCCAAGUUUUUGUCUUUGUGUUUGCCUCAUGUGACAAGGCAAGACAAAGGUUAUUGAUUGUAUUAGUUGUUGCUGCUGCUGUAGUACCCUCUUAUUGACCAAUAUCCAUACAGUUAUCGCCUCUGGUUUUUCAGAAAUUAGUCCUUUAUUAAAUGGCCCUACUUUGCUUGUCAUGAUGCCAACAAACAUUUUGAUAAAUAUAUCAUUUUUCUGCAUUGAGAAAGUGUUAGUGAAAUCUCAUGGUGACAACAACCCCAAAAAUUAUGGGACAAGAACUUAGUGGCCUGCUACCUUGCAGUAUUGUAUUACGCAGUGUGCCAUACAUAGUGUACCAUACCAUGCAGUGAAAACUAGUAAUAUUAGCAUCAGGUACCUUGAAUUCUGAAUAGUAUGAAAUUGCUUUUACAUUCUGACAUUCACAUAUUAGCUUACAAGUAACAUGCACAGAUAAAAUGUAUUGUGACAUUUUUGCACAAUGCAAUAUCCAAACAAUGUUAUAGAUUAUUUAUUUUAGUUUACAAGCAGUGGGCAUUGAUCUGCACUAUGCAUGCAAUGGCAGGGGUAUUAUUAGUGACCCAAGGACCUGAAAGCUUAUUUUCUACCGCUGUGUACUAUGAAUCAGAAAGUUUUUUUCCUGAGAUACUUUGGAUGACAACAGAACACAUUUAUAUUCAUAUUUACUCUGGUUUUUAACAAAAUCCAACAAGGUCCUUAUUAACUACAGGCAUUGUAAUAAUCAUGGUAGGUUUUAGGUUACUAUACAAACUGGACAUUAACGUUUGAUAUUCUGUCGUUUUAGUUUGAUCAGGCUUUUCUAUCAGGCAUCACUGAUGACGAGUGAAACAUUCAAGACAGUAAAAAACUAAAUUGAAAAUGCAGGGCAUUGUAUCACUCUUUUCAUAAUCACUCUGAGGUAUGGUCACCAAGCAAUAAAAAGCAUGCAAGAAGAGUGCUAACUUUACACUGGAGGUUUGAUAAGCUGUCACAAACUUUGUUUACAUUUGUUUUUGUCCCACUUCAAAGGAAUAACAAAGGCUUAACUACUUGUACAAGCACUACAUAGCACACAUCAUUAAUUAGAAAAUUCAUACUACAUGAAGGGUGACAUAAACAGUCUUUAAUUCAUACUACAUGAAGGGUGAUAUAAACAGUCUUUAAUUCAUACUACAUGAAGGGUGAUAUAAACAGUCUUUAAUUCAUACUACAUGAAGGGUGAUAUAAACAGUCUUUAAUUCAUACUACAUGAAGGGUGAUAUAAACAGUCUUUAAUUCAUACUACAUGAAGGGUGAUAUAAAUGGUAUUUAAUUCAUACUACAUGAAGGGUGAUAUAAAUGGUAUUUAAUUCAUACUACAUGAAGGGUGAUAUAAAUUGUAUUUAAUUCAUACUACAUGAAGGGUGAUAUAAAUGGUAUUUACAUCUGGUGCUUGCUAAAUUAGGAAUAACUAUUUUCCACCCUUCAUAUAAAAUGGCAUAUUCUUAUGAAUGAUUUCUUAAGCAUCUAUAUAGAUAGGCCUUGAAGGCUUCAAAAUGCUAUGUUUCAUUUAAAGUGGGACUCUUUUUUUCAUGUUCAAGGAUGGGUAUGAACACUUUUCUUUAUCUAUACUAAAGUCAGUCAGUGACCUCCCAUCUUCUCCUGUGAUUGUGUAAAGGGAUGUAAGAUGUCGUGUGAUGUAAAAGUGUUGACUACUGAGUGUUACCAUUAAGUGCUGGUAUAAAGUAAGUCCACAGCUGUAAGAGCAAAGUAUCUUAUAAUGACAUGUAAUGAUAUGAGCGAAAUUCAUUAUAUGUAUACCAAAAAAACGGGAAAUUGCUGUCUUAGAAAUGUGCUCUAUCCACUUUGUUGUGAGGUUGAAGAGGAUGAUGUGGAGAUUGUUCAAUUGUAACAGAGUGGUCCUGUGUGGUGUCUAAAGAGAUCUACAAACUGUUCAAUAAAGGGUUGUCAAUUAA